This is a messenger RNA of Morus notabilis, 784 nucleotides long. Its product is annotated as thioredoxin 1. Bases 171 to 716 code for a protein of 181 amino acids. Lineage: Eukaryota; Viridiplantae; Streptophyta; Magnoliopsida; Rosales; Moraceae. Gene Ontology annotation, cellular component: cytoplasm. The record is from RefSeq and is a predicted model, not a curated record. Gene Ontology annotation, molecular function: oxidoreductase activity, acting on a sulfur group of donors, disulfide as acceptor; protein-disulfide reductase activity. The transcript is spliced from 2 exons.
AAUAGGGCAUUAAAAAAUAUUUGAGAGAAUUCUCCCAACUGCCCACCAGAAAAUAAAUGGCAUGCUCUCUUUUUCUUCAAUAUUGAUAGAACUCUACUAAGGCAUUAACAGAACAAAAUAUUCAUCCAAAACGCAGAGAAAGAGAGAGAGAGAGAUAGUUACAUAAUAAAAUGGCUUUGGGGAACUGUUUGCAAUUGAGCACAACAUGCACUAGAGUUGGCGCUGUACAAUGCCAUCAUACAUUUUCUUCAAAGGAAAAGCUUAAUUUUCCAACAUUCAACAAAGGUUUGAAGAAAUCUGCUUUGUCAUUCUCCUCCUCUUCUUCUCCUUUUGGUUAUUUCAACUCUACUACAAGGAAAUCGCUCUUCGUUUGCAAAGCCCGUGAGGCUCUAGAUGAAGUCCAAGUGGUGACAGAUUCAAGCUGGAACAGCCUUGUGAUUGCAAGCGAAAACCCGGUUCUGGUGGAGUUUUGGGCACCGUGGUGUGGGCCGUGCCGUAUGAUUGCGCCGGUGAUCAACGAGCUGGCGAAAGAGUAUUCGGGGAAGUUAGACUGUUACAAGCUCAACACUGAUGAUUGCCCCAACAUUGCCACACAAUAUGGCAUCAGAAGCAUCCCAACUGUGCUCUUCUUCAAGAAUGGAGAGAAGAAAGAGAGUGUUAUUGGAGCAGUACCCAAGUCCACCUUAUCCACUACCAUAGAGAAAUAUGUAGAGUAGAGGCUUGAAGAUCUCAACUCAACUUCUCCUAUGUAAGAAACAUCAAUCAUCUACUCAUCUUUGAGCCU